AUGACGCGUUAUUUGACUCCCUGGAGAGUCUCUUUGUUGUGUCUGGUCACACUCUACACUCAAGGCGUCGUGCCCAAUUCUUCUGCUAUUGACGUCCUCUCGUUCAUCACAGCGGGUCUGUUCCCACUAGAUGCCGCCGAUAAGCAAUGGGAGGAGCAUUACUUGCCGACAAUUUCAGCGCUUGAAGAAUGCCUGUCUCGCCAUGAAUCCUCUGUUCCUGGGCGUACGCUCUGGGACUUGUUUCUGAAGAACCUCUGGUCCAUCGACUCGCUGGAUGCGCUGGAAACUUUCUUCGGCGAGGUUAUCCCGUCGCUGCUGGCUAAAUCACGCGAGGAUUUGAUCUAUGACCGGGAUAAUGGGAUUGCACCAGUGGCGGAUGAUCGCAUGCGCCUGUCCAGGAGUUCGCCGCUUGGCGCGUUCGUACGGAGAGCCUAUCUUGAAUAUACGCGGCUACAGUUUCACGACUCCGUGAAGCUCUGGGCGGGAUUUGUCAAAUACCGUCUACCCACUUACAGCUACUGGAGUCGCAGACAUCGCGAAGCUGAGGAAAUUGCCGUUGAUGUUAACCUACGCGACCUGGGAUUGGAUUCAACCAGCCACCUUUCACAAGUGGUGUAUGGUAACAUUGAAGAUGAUGAGAAUGGGGAAGGGGAGGUUAGCGUCAAGGAUGCCGAGCGACUGAUCGAGUUCCAAGUCAGUGAACUGCAAAGGAUGGGAGGCAGAGUUCCGGAUGGAAUGAGGGCUCAGCUGAAACGCAUCAUGACCUCAGAGGCUUCAGUUCCAGUGAUGAUGUAUUACCUGGAAUAUCUCGACGCCUGGAGGGCUGGAGACUAUACCUCAGCCUUUGACAAUCUCCACCGCUACUUCGACUACACCAUGCACGCGAAUCUCGACCGAAGUGCAUAUCAAUUUGCGCUUCUGAACCUAGCUAUCAUGCAAGCGGAUUUUGAGUGUUUCAGUGAAGCUAUCUCAGCCGUGCAAGAGGCUGUGGCAAUUGCUCGCGAGUCUCACGAUAUGAACUGCCUGAACUUCUGCAUGAGCUGGCUGUAUCACUUCGGCAAAGCUUUCCCAGAGCAGAUGCGGGAAGUUCAAAACAGUGGUAUGCUGGGUAACGAAAAAGAGGGCCUCGCUUUCCUCAAGGCCAAGUCCAAGGAGACUGACAUGUGGUCACUCAUGAGUACCACAUUACUUAGCGAAGCCAAGUUGGAGAUGCAGCAAGGGGAGAGUCUUGCAUCAAUUGUCGAAUCCUUCGUGCGAGCAUCCCACGUCAAUGUGACAAAGGGCGUUACGACUCCCACAGGUGCAUACAUGCUGCUGCAGGGCUCCAUGUACGCCAGGAUAGGAGCCACUCACCUUGCUUGGCUGAAUACCGAGAUAUUCCGCGAGUGCUAUUCGGAGGGCCAACCUCAUGACGACUUUGUCAAGAUCACAUUCCGAAAUUGCCAAAUAUUGGCACAGAAGGGAAAUUACAAGGAGGCACAUACGCGGAUGAAUAAGAUCGACCCAGAGAAGCUCCGAUCUUUCAGAUAUAACAAUGCCUGGACUUAUUUUUCAGGACUACUGCAAUUGCGACGACAAAUCUGUCGCGACGACAAGGUGGCCGUCGAACACAUUCUAUCCCAACUCCAAGCAGUACAACUCCGAGACUUCGACAUGCGCAUGCUUCUAGCCUUCUAUUCAAUAGAAUUCACCAUGCGCCAAGGCGAUUACGGUCGCGCCCUGAGAAUGGUCGAGCAAGCCGCGCACUCCAUGCAACCAGAAAACUUCGACAUCCACUCCCAAAUCAAACUCCUCUGUCUAAAAGCACAAAUCCUCGGCAAAUCCGGCCAACCGCAACGCGGCUUCUCCCUCGCCAUGCGCGCAGCCAGCAUCGCGCAUCGCUCAAAAGUCCUCGUCGACCUCUGGGAAGCCAUCUGCGCAUUAGCCACGGUGUUACUGAGUCUCCGCGAAUUCGAAGCCACGGGCGAAUUAGUCGAGAGCAUCAUGCCCCAGGUCCUGGAGUCAGAAAAUUACAGCCUCAUCGCGCAGGCGUAUUCACUUCUCGUGGACGCAAAUAUGGGUAUGGCGGGUGAGUUGUGGAGCUUGCAGGGCCGGGACUCGACAUCUGCGAGAAAAGAGUACAUUAACCGUGCUCUUGGGUAUAUUGAUUCGGCGUAUGAUCAUUUCGAGGAAAUCGAAGAUAUCAAGGGCCAGACGGAGAUGAUGGCUAAGAAGGCUACUGUUAUGCAUCUUACGGGCGAUCCGGUAUUGGCCAAUGAUUAUGCUGCCAAGUAUUUGGAUCUGCGGAGACUACGAACUGAAACAUGA
This is a messenger RNA of Penicillium hordei, 2307 nucleotides long. RefSeq names its product putative anaphase-promoting complex subunit Apc5. The transcript is spliced from 7 exons. The record is from RefSeq and is a predicted model, not a curated record. Gene Ontology annotation, biological process: anaphase-promoting complex-dependent catabolic process; positive regulation of mitotic metaphase/anaphase transition; protein K11-linked ubiquitination. Lineage: Eukaryota; Fungi; Ascomycota; Eurotiomycetes; Eurotiales; Aspergillaceae. Gene Ontology annotation, molecular function: protein binding. The coding region runs from base 1 to 2307 and encodes 768 amino acids. Gene Ontology annotation, cellular component: anaphase-promoting complex.